AUGCACGUUUCCAAAGUCCUAGGCGCUGCUCUCCUCGGAGCUGCUACCUCAUCACCGGUCGGUGGAAAGCGGGAGGACAGCUUUCAAAACGAAAUGAUAGCUUCGCACAACUACUUCCGCGCUCAGCACUCGGCGGACGACCUCGUGUGGGACGAGAAUAUUGCCCAAGACGCGCAGAAUUGGGCAAACACGUGCAACUUCUACCACGACAGCGCCGGAGAGAACCUGGGCUGCAUGUCGAGCUACGACUUUUGGGGCCAGUUCACGAACGCGUGGGGUACCGAGCGCGAGAACUACAACUACGACGACCCGGGCUUCACUCCUGAAACGGGCCAUUUCACCCAAGUGGUGUGGAAGGCGACGACCAGCCUGGGCUGCGGCUGGGCGCAGUGCAGCGGGGGGCACGACCAGGCGUUCGGGUAUUACGUCGUUUGCAAGUACGACCCUCCGGGCAAUUACAACGGUCAGUUUGGGGAGAAUGUCGGGAGGCAGGUGCAGGGGCAGCCUGCGGAUGCGUACAUGGGUUGA
Molecule: messenger RNA, 528 nt
Organism: Ustilaginoidea virens
Lineage: Eukaryota; Fungi; Ascomycota; Sordariomycetes; Hypocreales; Clavicipitaceae
Exons: 2
Coding region: 1-528 (175 amino acids)
Cellular component (GO): extracellular region
Source: RefSeq, a predicted model, not a curated record